Gasterosteus aculeatus aculeatus (three-spined stickleback) is the source of this 3087-nucleotide messenger RNA. It is a transcript of the gene ascc2, whose product is annotated as activating signal cointegrator 1 complex subunit 2. The record is from RefSeq and is a predicted model, not a curated record. Gene Ontology annotation, molecular function: ubiquitin binding. Gene Ontology annotation, biological process: regulation of DNA-templated transcription. Lineage: Eukaryota; Metazoa; Chordata; Actinopteri; Perciformes; Gasterosteidae.
UCCAACACAGGUGGUCAGAAUUUCUUUAGGAAACGAAACUGUCGGGAGCAGCGGCGGCUCUGAUGAGAUGGCGUAGGAGCUCCCGAGAGUCGUAUUUAACAGGUGAACAUGUGCGUUAACGCGUUACAGAGAAUCUAGAGGUGGAGGAGCCAUGGCCUGCGCCCUGGUGCCGCUGGACGAGCUACAGGUGACGGAGCCGGGCCCGGCGGGGAAGGCGCACGCGCUGCCCGCGCUGCACCCGGACAGGAAGGAGGAGCGCUGUUUUUUGCCUUACAGAUCCCCGCCGGAAAGCGGCUCUCCCGCCGAGGUGGAGGAGUUUCUGGAACACGCCAAGUUCAUCACGGAGGACCUGGAGUGGCUGCUCGCUCUGCCCCACGACAAGUUCUGGUGUCAGGUGGUGUUCGACGAGUCCCUGCAGAGGUGCCUCGACUCGUACCUGCACCACGCUCCUCGCGGCCUCGACCUGGCCGCCGCGGCCUCCUCCCCGGCGGUGGUCGACACGCAGCGCGCCGUCCACAGGGCGGUCUUCCUGGCCUUCCUCCGGAUGGCCACGCACAAAGAGUCCAAGGAGAACUUCAUCACCCCGGCUGUGUUUGGAGAAAUCAUCUAUGAGAACUUCCUGUUUGACAUUCCCAAAAUCCUGGAUCUGUGUGUGCUCUUUGGAAAGGGCAACAGUCAGCUGCUGCACAAGAUGAUCGACAACAUCUUCACGCAGCAGCCGUCUUACUACAUCGACUUGGAUGAGACGGUUCCCACUGUGUUACAGGUGUUCGACACCAUCCUGGAUAAGUGUGGUCUCUACUGUGAGGGAGCCACCGCCAUGGAGCCAAUGAAGCUGAACUCGCACAAACAGCCCACUGCCAUGACCAUGAGCCAGCAGGACCUUGCGGAUCUUGUUCUGUACCUGUGUGACUCCACCACCACCAUCCACGCCUUCCUGGACAUCUUCCCUGCCGGCUGCUCCAGCUUCCACUCCCACGGCUUCCUCGGCAGACUGACCUCCUUCUACGAGACCGCCGUGCCCGACCUCGAGAAGGCGUUGAGGAAGAGGAACUUUGACGAUAAGCGCGUUCAGGAGGACCUGUGGAGGAGGUUGUCCCACUCCUGUCGGGAGAUCGUGGAGAUGGCUCACCUGCUGCUGCACCACACCUGCCUGCAGCCGAUCCUGGAGGGCGGAGAAAACAUGCAAACGUUUGCGGAGGAGCUCCUACUACUUUUCACAUCGUUUUUACCUGAGAAAAGGUUCUUGUCGGACUAUGACGAGCAGUUCCCCAUCGCAGACGACAUCAGCCUCCUGCAGCAGGCCCUCCCUGUCCUGGAUGAGACCAGGACGUCCUACCUGCUGCAGGGGGUGCAGAGUGCCUGGGACAGCGUGGGGAGACGGAGUCGGCACCGGGGCGCGGCGGGCGGCGGCGGCGCCGGCGGUGCUGCCUCCGCCUCCUCUCCUGGCUUUGAACUGCAGGAGGCUCGACAGCCAGAAGGAGCAGAGGCCAUGUUGGCCCCCCGGAAAGGAAACGACGGGGCUGGCUGUGCGGUGAGCGAGGCCGAGCUGGAGUCCCUGCUGUCGUGUAUCCGGGACCUGCUGCCCGAUCUGGGCGAAGGCUUCCUGCUGGCCUGCCUGCAGGAGUACAACUACAGCUCCGAGCUGGUCAUCAACAACAUCCUGGAGGACCGGCUCACCCCCGGCCUGGACCAGAUGGACCGCGCCGCGCCGAGGCCUGUGAAGGAGGAGCUUCCAGAUGUUCUGGACGUCCGAUCCAACGUGUUCGACGAUGACGAGUUUGACGUUUUCCGCAGAGACCAGGUGGACAUGUCUCGCAUCUGGAAGGGCAGGAGGAAAGGAGAGAACGCUCGAGAGAUGCUGAACGACAAGCAGCACGUCGCGGAGCAGAAGGCCCGGUAUCUGACCUACGAGACGGUGGUGGACGAGGUGGUCGUGGAGCCCGGGGAAAGCGGCGAGGCGUACGACCUGAACUACGACGACGAGUACGACGACACGUACGACGUGAGCCAAGUGGGAGCCAACGACCUGGACGGAGACAGUCUGCUGAGCAGGAGACCUUUCACGGUUCCCCAGAUCCUGAGAAAAGUCAACAAACCAGAGUUUGAGGAAGAGGGUGAAGAUGAGGAGGAGGAAGAGACACCACAGAACAACGUGAACAGGGACCAGUUCGUCCAGGACCCGGCUCUGCUGAGGGAGCGAGCCGAGGCCAGAAGAGCUGCCAUGCAUCAAAGGAAAGGCUUCCGCCCGGAGCCGCGUCCCAGCAGCGUGGUGGGUCAACCCAAAGGCCAGGGCCAGAAGCUGGAGACGGUCCUGGACCGCCGCAAGAAGGAGGCCGCCAAGGGCCGCGGCGCCAACCACAACCGCCGCAACAUGGCCGACCGCAAGAGGAACAAAGGCAUGAUCCCGUCGUGACCUGCUGCCCGACGCGGAACCCACUGAGGAGGAACAACAACCACCACCAGCGGUACUCGGGUCAGGCUGCUGCCUGCAUUCGUCACCGCAGAGUCAAGAAGCCACAGAAGGUUUUGAGUUGAUGAAAAGUUGCUUUGAUUUUCAGACUUCUUCAGGUCGGAUGUUGCACAGCAGCGCGACACCGGACCAAACAUCUGCUUUUAGUGAUCAGGCCCAAAGAUUUUCCUUUUAUAGCUCAUAGUCAGAGGCCGAGGACAAAGAAUAAGACCUUUUUAUUUUAUUGCCAAGUAACAAAUCAGUUUAUUAUUAAGAGGUGUCGUUGACAUCAAAUAGACAACAUAGGAAUAAAAGGAAGCAACAGCCAGGUUUUUUUUUUUUUUUUGGAGAGUCUUGUGGUUCUUUCUGUAGCUGGAAGAACAAUUACUGACCUGGACAUCAGCGGCAGACUUGUGUUGCUCUCUACUCGUCCCGAACGAGUAACGCGUGGCGUUCAAGUGCACGCCGGCCUCCCGGUUCACGCCGCCGCCGCCGCCGUGUGUUUGGAAGCGCGUGAUGCACCAAGGCGCCUCGUGGCCUUUACAAAACCUCCACAUGUUGCCAUGCACAGACUAUUUUCUAUGAAGAGAACAGAUCUAUCGGAGCACUUUGUAACAAAAUGAAAAAAAAAAAAA